This is a messenger RNA of Priapulus caudatus, 5456 nucleotides long. RefSeq names its product dynein heavy chain 5, axonemal-like. NCBI's taxonomy places the organism in Eukaryota, Metazoa, Priapulida, Priapulimorpha, Priapulimorphida, Priapulidae. Gene Ontology annotation, molecular function: dynein intermediate chain binding; dynein light intermediate chain binding; minus-end-directed microtubule motor activity. Gene Ontology annotation, cellular component: dynein complex. Gene Ontology annotation, biological process: microtubule-based movement. The record is from RefSeq and is a predicted model, not a curated record.
GUGGGAGAGAAGUUUCGCACGAGGGCGCUACGCUUCCCCGCGCUCGUCUCGGGAGCGACGAUGGUGUGGUUCCGGCGCUGGCCACGGGAGGCGCUGCGUGUCGUCGCCGAGCACAUGUUGCGAUCGUUCGACGUGGCGUGCAGUGCCGAGACGAAACAGAGCGUCGUAGGCGUCAUGGCCGACAUACAACUGAGCGUCGAGCAGAGCUGCACCGACUACUUUCAGAGGUUCCGGAGGCUCACGCACGUUACGCCUGCAUCCUACCUGGCGUUCGUCGCCGGAUACAAGACGAUGUACGCCGCCAAGCAUGAGGAGAUCAAAUCACAGGCUGGGAGACUAAGCGUGGGGCUGCACAAGCUAGGUGACGCGUCGGAGUGCGUGGCCCAGCUGAGCGUGGAACUAGUGGACAAGGAAGCGGAGCUGAAGCUGGCAUCUGCCAACGCUGAUAAGGUGUUGAAGGAGGUGGCGGUGACCGCUCAGGAAGCGGAGAAGGUCAAGUCACAGGUGCAGGUGGUGAAGGACAGAGCACAGGCUAUCGUGGAGAGCAUACAGAAAGACAAGCUCGUGGCAGAGGCCAAGCUGGCAGCAGCCAAACCUGCCCUGGAGGAGGCGGAGGCUGCCCUCAACACCAUCAAACCUGCACACAUAGCUACAGUGCGUAAGCUGGCUAAGCCGCCACAGCUUAUAAUGCGGAUUAUGGACUGUGUACUGCUACUGUUCCAACGCAAACUGAAUCCUGUCACUAUUGACUCCAGCCUCAACUCCCUAAAGCCAUCUUGGAGCGAGUCUCUAAAGCUUAUGUCGCAGUCUGGCUUCCUGCAAGCCCUUCAGAACUUCAGCAAGGAUAGCAUCAAUGAUGAGACUGUCGAACUGCUGCUGCCCUAUCAGCUUGCUCCUGACUACAACAUGGAGAAUGCCCAGCGUGUGUGUGGAGACAUCGCCGGUCUAUGUUCGUGGACCUGUGCCAUGGCCUUCUUCCACGCUAUCAACAAGGAGGUGCUGCCACUGAAGGCAAACCUCGCCGAACAAGAGGUGAGGCUACAAACAGCCCUGCAGGAUUUAGCAGAGGCGGAAAGCCGGCUGCAGGAGAAACAGAGCGAGUUAGAUGCUGCCCAGGCCAUGUACGAGUCAGCGGUCUGCAGGAAACAGACACUAGUGGAUGAUGCUAAUACAUGCAGAAGAAAAAUGGCCACAGCAUCUGCUCUGAUCGAGGGAUUGGUAGAUGAACGACAGAGAUGGACAGAACAGGAGAAGCUUUUUCUACAACAGAUCGACAGAUUGGUUGGGGAUUCACUGGUGGCCACGGCAUUCCUGUGUUACUGCGGGCCAUUCAACCAGAGUUUUCGCAGUCAGCUGCUGGGUUGUUGGCAGACAGAACUGGAGACACUGGACAUCCCGUUCACACACGACCUGCAGGUCACCGCCAUGUUGGUCAGCAGCAGCACAGUUGCAGAGUGGAACACUCAAGGUCUGCCAAGUGAUGAGCUGUCCAUACAGAAUGGCAUCAUCUCUACUAAGGCCUCUCGUUACCCCUUACUCAUUGACCCACAGGGACAGGGCAAGGCCUGGCUAAAAAACAGAGAGGCACAGUCCAGCCUACAGGUCAGUCAUCUGAAUCACAAGUACUUCAGGCAGCACCUGGAGGAUUGCCUGUCUCUCGGUAAACCACUUCUCAUCGAAGAUGUGGGAGAGGAGCUCGACCCAGUGUUGGACAAUAUUCUCGUCAAGAACUUUAUCAAGUCUGGGUCUACGUACAAGGUGAAGGUGGGUGACAAGGAGGUUGACGUCAUGACUGGCUUCUCACUCUUCCUUACUACUAAGCUGGGCAACCCCGCCUUCUCACCUGAGGUGAGUGCCAAGACUGCUGUCGUCGACUUCACCGUGUCCACAGAGGGUCUAGGAAACCAACUGCUCAACCUGGUCAUACUGACCGAGAAAAGUGAGCUAGAAAGUGAGAGAGUUAAGCUGAUUGAAGACGUGGCAGCCAACAAGCGCAAGAUACAGGAACUUGAAGACAGUCUGCUGUUCAGACUCACUAAUACAACGGGCCACCUGGUGGACGACGAAGGCCUCGUCGACGUGCUCGCGACCACGAAGACGACCGCGCUCGCCGUGAAGCAGAAGCUGGCGACGGCGGCCGAGACGGAGGCGAAGAUAACGGCCGCGCGCGAGGAGUACCGCCCCGUCGCGACGCGUGGCGCCCUCGUCUACUUCCUCAUCGUCGACAUGGCCGCCGUCAACGUCAUGUACCAGGUGGCGCUGAGGGAGUUCCUCGGGCUGUUCGACGAGGCCAUCGCGAGGGCGGAGCCGAGCGCGGUGACGAGUCGACGCGUGGCGGCCAUCGUGGCGUCGGUGACGCGGCACGUGUUCCGCCGCGUCGUGCGCGGAUUCUACGAGCGCCAUCGGCUUCUCUUCACGCUGCUGCUCGCCCUCACCGUAGACCUGCGCGCGGGCAAGAUCAGCCAGCAGGAUCUACUCACCCUCAUCAAGGGUGGUGCUGCAUUGGACAUAAAGGCAGUGGAGCCAAAGCCAUUCAAAUGGAUUUUGGACAUGACUUGGUUAAACCUGAUUCAGCUAAGCUCACUCAAGCCCUUCUCACAGAUUCUUGCUCACGUGAGUAGCAGUGAGCGUCAGUGGAAGCAGUGGUUCGACAGCAGCAGCCCUGAGACGGCCGUGAUACCUGACGGCUACCACAACUCGCUCGACACGCUGCACCGGCUGAUGCUGGUGCGCGCGUGGUGUCCGGACCGCACCGUCGCGCAGGCUCGCAACUACAUCACCGAGUCGCUGGGCGAGGAGUACAUAGAUAGCACUAUACUGGAUCUGGAACAGGUGUUGGCAGAGUCGUCUGUCCAUACGCCACUACUCUGUCUGCUGAGCAUGGGUGCUGACCCAAGCGGCAUCAUAGAAGCUCUCGCAAAGUCUCACAAACUAGAGUGUCGCGCUGUAUCCAUGGGGCAAGGCCAGGAGGUACACGCCAGACGCCUGAUGGCUAUAUCCAUGCAGAGUGGCGGAUGGGUGCUGCUACAGAACUGCCACCUUGGGUUGAACUUCUGUGACGAGGUCAUGGAUAUUAUGCUGGCGUCACGUGAGGUGGACCCAACGUUUAGGCUGUGGAUCACAACAGAAGUUCAUCCUCAAUUCCCUAUUGGGCUGUUGCAGAUGUCAAUUAAGUUCACAAACGAGCCGCCCAUGGGAGUCAAAGCAGGUCUGAAACGCACCUAUGCCGGGCUGACACAGGACAAGCUGGACGUGCACGCCGUGCCGCAGUGGCGCCCCCUGCUGUACGCCGUCGCGUUCCUGCACAGCGCGCUGCAGGGAGCGACGGAAUUCGGCGCUCUCGGCUGGAACGUUCCGUACGAGUUCAACGUGGCCGACUACGGCGCCACAGUGCAGUGUGUGCAGGACCACCUCGACGACGUCGACGCCAAGAAGCGAGGUUCACUACGGCGGCCGCGGGUCCACCGACGACCGCCGACAAGCGUCUGCUCUCCGCCUUUCGCCGCCGCCUGGUUUCCGCCGACGCCAUUCUGUUCUCGCCCCGGAGUUCCGUUUCCACGGCCGACGUACGGCGUCCCGCGCCUCGCCACCGUGGCGCAGUAUCAGAGCAGUGUGGCGAAGCAAACACUGGACACAAUACUGAGCAUUCAGCCGAAAGAUGUGAGCGACAGCAGCGGCGAGACGCGGGAGUCGGUCGUCUACAGAAUCGCUCAGGACAUGUUCGACAAGCUGCCUCCAGAUUACGUCUCGCAUGAGGUGAAGGCGAGGAUUCGCAGCCAGGGGGCACUGUCGUCCCUGAACGUCUUCCUGCGGCAGGAGAUAGAGCGCAUGCAGCACGUGCUGGCCGUGGUGCGCGCGACCCUCGCCGACCUUCGCCUCGCCAUCGAUGGCAGCAUCGUGAUGACCGACGCCCUCGCCGACACCCUCACCUGCCUCUACGACUCCAUCGUUCCGCACGGAUGGGCCAAGGUGUCAUGGCAGUCGAGCACUCUGGGCUUCUGGUUCACCGAGCUACUGGAGAGAGAUGCGCAGUUCAGAAGCUGGUGCUAUGUCGGCAGACCCUCCUGCUUCUGGAUGACUGGCUUCUUCAACCCCCAGGGCUUCCUCACUGCGAUGAGACAGGAGGUGACGCGAGCGCACAAGGGCUGGUCUUUGGACACGGUCGCGCUACAGAGCACCGUCACGCGUCACGCGCUCGAAGACGUCGCCGCCGCGCCGGAGGAAGGCGUCUACGUGCACGGCCUGUUCCUAGAGGGCGCCGGGUGGGAUCGGCGCGGCUGCAAGCUCGCCGAGUCGCGGCCGAAGGUGCUCUACGAGCCGCUGCCCGUCAUGCAUCUGUACGCGGCGGCGAGCGGCGGCGCGGCGGCGGCGACGAUGACGAGGUUCUACGAAUGCCCCAUCUACAAGAAGCCGACGCGCACGGAUGCAACGUACGUGGCGAGCGUGAAGCUGAGGACGACUCAGCCUCCGGACCACUGGGUGCUGAGAGGAACCGCGCUUCUGUGUGACAUCACGUAAAUAGCGACGAGGGGCAGUCCUGUUAUGUGACGUCACAAAAUUAGGGGAUGAGGAACGGUCGUGGGUUCUCGCCAUCCUGUUGUGUGAUGUCACAAAAUUAGGGGAUGAGGAACGGUCGUGGGUUCUCGCCGUCCUGUUGUGUGACGUCACAAAAUUAGGAGAUGAGGAACAGUCGGGGUUCUCGCCGUCCUGUUAUGUGACGUCACAAAAUUAGGGGAUGAGGAACAGUCGUGGGUUCUCGCCGUCCUGUUAUGUGACGUCACAAAAUUAGGGGAUGAGGAACAGUCGGGGUUCUCGCCGUCCUGUUAUGACAUCACAAAAUUAUAAUUAGCAGAUGAGGAGUCAGCAUCAUCACCUUCCUGUUAUGUGACGUCACAAAAUUAGAGGAUGAGGAAGUCAGAAUCCUCAUUAUCCUGUUAUGUGACAUUACAAAAUUAAGGAUGAGGAGCAUUCAGCCUUCAGACCACCUAGCUACUAUAGGCACAACAUCAUAUUGAAUGUGGAUGAAGAUAGACUUAUUACAAUAACUCAUGUACUAAUGAAAAUAUGAUUAUUUAUACAUAUUAUUUUACCAAAAUCAUGUUACUGUUAUACAUACAUUCAUAUUAAGGGAAACUCAUAUCGUAGUAUUAUAGAACUCAUCUGUACUUUUAUAUCACAUGUGAACUUAUUUUUAUACCUUUUAUACAUUCAUAUUCAAGUAAUAAUGUUUUGUAUCUUAAUCAUUGUGUAUCUUUCAUAUAGUCUUUCCAUUGUAAUAGUAAUUGUAUCUAUAUUUUUGUUAUUUUAAUCUAUAUAUAGUUGUUACACUUGUACAACUGCAUACUUGUUCGAUGCAGUCCAUUAUAGCCAUACAAAAUAUACAAACGGCAACAGUAAACUUACACAUACUCUUUAUUAUAGCACUUUGUCAAUAAAACACAUUUAUUUACAUUUUA